Messenger RNA from Cylicocyclus nassatus, 2955 nucleotides. NCBI's taxonomy places the organism in Eukaryota, Metazoa, Nematoda, Chromadorea, Rhabditida, Strongylidae. The record is from the annotation of a GenBank genome assembly.
AGCACCCUCUCUCACAAAACCCGCGAGGGGCGGAGCAGGAGCACCGAGCGAGCCGGCCGGGGGCUCGUAUUGAUUCUGACGACUCACUUGCUCGUGUGCUUAUAUGGCGAGAGGUGGUUAAGGGCACAUGCAGCCCACCUAUCUAGUCAUCACAGUAUUCGCCUUAUGCUGCACCCUUAACACUGUUAACUCGCUGUUACUAUACGGCUGCACACUCACCGACACGUUAUGUGAAAACGACGAGCAGUGCUUUCCGGAUGGCGUAUUCGGACAGUGUUACUCGCCAAAUAGCGGCGCACCUACACCUACUGUAAUAGAUCAUCUAGAUGACACACAAUUGGAAUUACUACGUCUAGAACUUACCAGAUUGGCAAAACAAGACCUUAAUUGGUCAGAUCAACGCUCACAAUGUGUGCUUUCCUACUUCAAGCUAUCCAUGUAUUAUGGAUUACAGUACGAUCCAGAUUUCUGUCAAGUACGAAAUCCAGCAAAUAUCUGGGCUUUGAUACAGUUGAUCGAAAUGGGUUUGAACGAUAAUGAAGUUGGCAGCAAUGACUUGUCGGGUAUUGAGCAAAGUGACCAAAAUGGUGAAAACUAUUCAAAUGACGAAAAUGCAGUUGAUGACAGUAAUGAUCAAAUCAUUGUCGAUGAGGUCAAGGAAGUGCCCAUACUUCCCGGAAGCGAAACUGAUGGUACCGUAGACGGAAUAGUACCGCUAGAACAACAACAACAACAACAACAACAAGGAGUUGAUACUCCUCAACAAGAGACGGUUGACACCGAAACUGCGGCAGAUGCUGCACCAGAAGAAGAUAUCCAGAACAUUUUGGAGCGAAUUCAGGGACCACCACCACAGUUAGACAUCGAUGAAUUGAACGCUGCUGAUAUCAGUAUGGAUCCCACUGUAGAAGAAUACAUCGAACGAAUUGUUCGCGAAGAGAAUCCAGAUCUGUCGGUUUUGUCAGAUGAGCAACUGAACGACUUGAUACGUCGACUGUACAUUUUGAAGAACAAUUUGGCUGAUAGUGAGGACGAUCUGAUUGAUCAGGGAGAAGCCGAAGAAGCCAUACCUUUGGAUGCUUUGGCUGAUGAGAAGUUGGUCCUGAAAAAGGAUGCCGAAGAACUUGGUGAUCUUCGCACAGGGCUCGAAAAUGUAGAGCACAAGAUUGUCAAAGGACGAAAUUCCAACGGCGUUGCAAGAGUAGUUGGUAAUAGGGUUUACCUAAAAGUCAAUAUCAAAGAUGAGCAGCAACUGUACCCGCUUGUCGAGUUCCUGCAAAACAAGAUCGCUACACCGAACAACUUGUUGUUCGAUGACUUCCAAUUUGACGACAAUCAGCUAUCAAUGCGUAUCAGCCGACUAGAAAGCCAAAAGCCAAAAGCGGAAAAGCGCAUCGAUACUGUUGAAGGUGUUGCGCAAGCUGUUUAUAAGCGACGAAAGGACAUCGCAAGGUUCUCAGGCGCAGAAGUUGAUGAAACUGGUAUCGGCAUUGGAGAGGACUCAGUCCCCGUCGAGUCAUCCGCUCGUGACUGGAUGUUCAUGCCAGUUUUAUUCGUAUGUGCAUUUACGAUCACCGCUCUUCUCUCCGUGCUUGCGGUUCAUCUGGUCAAGCAACGUCGCCAUUACUACAACAACAAUAUCCAAAAUAUUGACGAUAUUGAAGGAAAGAGCAGCCUUGCAUAUCAGGAACUCUGUCGUCAACGAAUCGCGCAAGAUCCACCCGGAUCUGGACGAGCAAGCAAGAGCUCAUCCACAUCAAGCUGGGGCGAGGAAGCAAUUCAACAAUCUGGCAUUGAUAUCUCUACUGGUCAUGUGAUUCUGAACUUCUUGCAAGAAUGUCUUGCUGAUCCAACAAAAAUCGAAGCACAAUGGGAUGCGAUUCGUGAUUACCGUAACACUGACAAGCAUACAACGAUUGGCACUGAACAUCCAAACCGUAAUAGAAGCGUUGUGCCAUUCGACGAAAGCCUUGUGCCAGUUGACUCAUGGGAGGAAGGCAAAAAGGAAUACUUGAAUGCCAGCUUCAUUUACGACGAUGAUCCACGCCAGCCAGUCUACAUCGCGGCACAAACACCAAAAGCUGAGGACAUUGCAGCGUUCUGGCAAGCUAUUUGGCAACAUGGUGUAUGUUUGAUUGUAAAUCUGUCAACUAUCGAGGAAGGAAAACAGGAGAAGAGCUACUGGCCCGAAUCUGGCGCUGAAGUUCACGGUCCAUUCGAGAUUCAUCUUGUGUCUGAGCACAUCUGGAGCGAUGAUUACCUCGUGCGUUCCUUCUACCUGAAGAAUCUGCGCAAUGGACAGACACGAACCAUCACACAGUUCCACUACAUGUCAUGGAAACAAGGCGAAACUCCGGCUAGCCCAAAGAGUCUGCUGGAAUUCAGACGAAAAGUGAACAAAUCAUAUCGUGGACGAGCAUCACCUGUAUUGGUGCAUUCAUGGGAGGGUGCUGGACGAACGGGUGUCUUCUGUGCAGUAGACAUGCUUUGUGCACGAUUGCUAAAAGGUGUACGUCAACUGGAUGUUGUAGCUUCCGUCGAACAUCUUCGUGAUCAGCGAGAUGGACUUGUUCGCACAGCAGAUCAAUUCAAGCUAAUCUACGGUUGUGUGGCACAGGAAGUGAACUCGCUACUGAAAGCAUUACCGCAAUGAUGUAGAAGUCGAAGUUGGCAUAUGUAACCAGACUGUUCUCCCUCCUGGUUUUCCGAAUAUUUUCUAUUUGGAGUAAAAAUCGCAAUCGAUCGCUCGCUCUGUCCUUUUACAAUCUGACGUGUCACACCUAACUUAAUCUAGCGUGAUCUUUAUUGUGUAGCGUGAUCUGGUCCUUGUGUAGCCGUCAUUGCGGAACUGUCGUUGCCAUCAUACCUUCUCGACACUAUCAUCCCAAUGUUACAUGAUCUCAUCAUCAAUAACGCGCUGUUUAUGUCAUGACUAUGUAAUGAAUCAGUGUUGAU